Molecule: messenger RNA, 809 nt
Organism: Hibiscus syriacus
Lineage: Eukaryota; Viridiplantae; Streptophyta; Magnoliopsida; Malvales; Malvaceae
Product: ferredoxin, root R-B2-like
Exons: 2
Coding region: 163-615 (150 amino acids)
Biological process (GO): electron transport chain
Cellular component (GO): plastid
Molecular function (GO): electron transfer activity; 2 iron, 2 sulfur cluster binding
Source: RefSeq, a predicted model, not a curated record
CCAGAUAUCAAAAGCCAAAGCCGCCGACUUCAAACUGAACCAACUUUCUCAAUAUAUAAAACAAAGAGAUCAUUCGAAAACAAUCACGAUUAUUAGGUUUCUAAGACUCAAAAACUUGGAUCCCCUCAUUUUCUCCGGUCACCCUGCUCCUUCUGAGUAAAGAUGGCAUCUUUGAGUCUCACCUCCCCUUACAUUGUUAAAGUUGCAAUUCGCAAUCGAUCUACAAGUGCCAUUGUCAAAGCCCCAACAUCUCUUGGAUCUGUUAAGAGCAUCUCUAAAUCUUUUGGCUUGAAAUGUUCCUCCAAUUACAGAACCUCAAUGGCAGUCUACAAGAUUAAGCUUGUAGGACCGGACGGUGAGGAGAAUGAGUUUGAAGCAGCCGAUGAUCAGUACAUUUUGGAUGCAGCUGAGGAAGCAGGAGUUGAAUUGCCGUAUUCUUGCAGGGCUGGAGCUUGCUGCACGUGUGUCGGGAAGAUGGUUUCAGGUUCCGUGGAUCAAUCUGAUGGUUCUUUCCUGGACGAAAAACAAAUUGAGGAUGGUUAUGUGCUAACUUGUGUUUCGUACCCAACCUCGGACUGCGAGAUUCACACCCACAAGGAAAAUGAGCUCUACUAAGUGAUUUGUGGUCUGAAAUGAGUUGGUCUCAAGUUGCUGUCUGUGAACUCUUAUCUAAAUUUGCUGCCAAUGAGGACAGAUAUCUAUGUCCUUUAUAACGUGUUUUUUUUUUUGGCUGAAUUGUCAUAUCAGCUUAGAAUUUCAAUCAUAAUUGUGGAUUGCCAUGGUUGAAGAUGGACCCCUGUCCUAUGGAA